AUGAGUUCGUUUGUGUCUAACUUUUUAAUAUUUUUUUGUGCAUUUGGAAUCUGUUACACAUUUGCUUCAAAUAGUGAACGAUUGGAGCAUGUUCUUACGGUUUGUUUUGUUCACAGUGACUUGCCUGAUGAUGAAGAUAAAAAGUCACCAGUUCUCCUCUUAGGAGUCAACAAAAUCUCCGACUCGCCGUUUGUAAGAAGACGCGGUAAUGACCCUUACACCACUGGAUCUAUUCGGUUUUUCCGACCACCCAAAUCGAAAUACACGAGAGGCUUAAAUGGCGACGAAAGAUUGGAGAAGAUCAGACAAGACCUGCUUGUCCACAAAUAUAAACCCGAUACAUACAUUCCAAGCACAAGUAAAAUUAACCAAAUCGAAACAGACACCAAAAGACACUGCGUCAAACUGAGCUGCAUCGGCAGUUGUAUCUGUGACAGAAAUAGAUCUGACAGAGGAUCGUUCUCCUUCCACCGUCCCGACAAUAGACAAUCUUCUCUUUGCCCAUCGGAAGCAUACAAACCACCGAAACCUGAAACAGGCAGAGAUUCAGAACACGAAAUAGAGUUCAAAUACACCGAGCACAUUCCGGAAAGCCAGCCGUCUAGCAGCAAGCAAACUUCCUAUAACGUCACACCUAAAUCCACCGAACGCAGACAUUUCCUACUAUCCAAUCUAAACGAGAGAUUUCGCAAAACCCUCAGCUUAGAUUCACGUAAAAUAGAAACGAACAGAGUCCCGCUCAGCCUUCCCAGUGGGAGCAGACCGAAAUCCCUCGUGAACACAAGUAAUGUAGUCUUGUACAAUUCAAGAGAUCCAUUCGUAGCGUCGAAUUUUGAUAAAUCCAGCCAACCGAAGAAAAAAAGGAAAUCGUUCUUCUCGCUGGACACUUUUUUCGACUCCAAGAAGUCGGAUACCUCAUCAAUAGACGACUACUGCUCGUCCAAAUACAAAAGAUUUGAAUUAGAAAGCGACGAUUCUCCAGUUCUUAAGCGGGAUCGGGAAAAAACGCCAGAUCUCUUGAAACCGGUGAUAAUUGAUUCGGUGCGUAAAAAACAAUCGGACACACGUCGUCAAUUGGAGAAGCUAGAGGAUCACUUCUAUAAGAGUCUCAAACCGCAGACUGUGAUUGAUGCUGUACCAGCCGACGCGACUGAAGCCGGACAUUCCAAUCACUUCUUCGUCUACGAUGAUGAAGUGGAAUACGUAGAGCCGAUACGCAGCAACUUCACAAGUCAAAGCACGUUAAUAUUGGAUAAAACUGAAAAGCUUGACUCCAUAUUGUCGAUUAACACGGACGAGACGGAUAUAAAAUUACCAAGUUCUACUGUCUCGCCUAAAUCGAAUGCAGCUAACGAUCUAGAUAGUAUAGGGCCAUAUGAGAUUGAGGUGAAAGAAGCCGAUCUCUUGAAGAGUUGCUCAAGGAAAUUGGUUGUUAAAGUUAUGGAUAAGUCUGUGGAUUCUAUUGGCAGCUGUUCCCUGGACGUCGACGCGAGCACAGAUUUUUCAGUAAAAUUAUUGUUGGUUUUGUGUUGUGCACACUGUUUAAAACUGUAUAAUCGUCGUUUCUGCUCUAAAAUUGUCAUUGAUACCACAUCUGGAAGCUUGAAUCUCCUGACACCAUCGUCAACUACAAGUCGGAUUAAAGAGUUCACAUCGAGGAUACAAGAAAGAGCUGGUUCUCUUCAGCCAAAUCAUACUCCCACUCCCCUUUCGCCACCGAGGACUCCAGAAGAUGCGACACCAACACCAAAACACCCCCCUAAAUCAGAAAACCUUUUAAAACCACCCCCAAAGAUCCAUAUAGACUCGUCCAGCCAUAGAUCUCGAAGCCACCAAAAGAAACGAGACGAAAUACCCCAGAAGAAACCGAGUUAUUUGAACCUAGCCUGUUCAGUUAACGGUUACACUAACCUAACGACCUAUGACUCAAAGCUACGGCAGGAUAUCAAUAAGAGCCGUGAAGCUUCCCCUAUCCGACCUAUAACACACACAUACCAGUACAAGAGUGAGAGUAAUUCCCUUCUGGUACCUAUACCUGUCAGUGCCAAUAAACUGUUGGUUCCUACAUUCGGUCCCCAUGAUACUCGGACAAAUUUGACAUCAAAGGCGCCUUCUAAGGCGCACACAGACCCAUACCUGGCCACCCCACAUGUCUUCAUGGCGGCCGAAAAUAAACAACUGAAGAACGACUUCCUAGGUCCAACCAUGACCACCACCAGUCGGUCGUACAUCUCCACGGAGAGCAAGAACUUCGCGUCGUCCAUGCUACAAAAGGAUGAGGUGGAUAAUGCGAAAGAGGUGUUCAAAUCUAGUUAUUCUGAAACUAAUUUUAGGCAGACAGUUACAAAUGGUAAAGAAACCAGGUUCAGUUCGGAGUCCUAUACCAUUUCGUCUAAUGAAGUGUCGAAACGAGUGGAGAUUACCAAGGAGAAUGGUGAAAAGCUAACGAGUCCUAUGAAGAGCUUUAUCCAGCAACGAGUGGAGCGAUUAUACGGGCCAGGGGCGCUGGCCCAAGGCUUCUUUAACCAACGACACAAAUUAAAAAGCACAAGUGAAGAUGACGCCAAAAUUCUCACAGAGAAGUCAUUGAACUGCCCCAGUCCUAGCGAGAGGGUUCUAUCCCCAAGAAGAUCUAAUGACAGUUUUGACAGCGAAAACAACAGUCCCACCAAAGAGGAUGAGGUUUUACCCGUUUUAAGACACCUGAGGCCUGAGUUCAGGGCUCAACUGCCAGUAUUGUCACCCAGAAAAAGUUUGAAAUCAGACCUGUCUCCGAAUAAGGAUCUAGAGAAAAAGACUGAUGAUAUAUGUGAAACUGUGAUAAGUGAUUCGGUGAAAGUAAAUGGUGUUAACAGCAAUGGUGAAAUAAAAAAUGGUGAUCUAGUUAAGAAUGGUGAUUUAGAAAAUGGUGAUCUGAAGAAUGGUGGAACGGUGAAGGAUGCAUAUUAUUUCCUAGAUUUGGAGAAGAAAGAGACUGAAAGGCUGAUUGCAUUGGCUGCCGGAGCUGAGAAGGAAUUGGAAAGCUUGCAAAACCAAGAGAAUAUAAGUGAGGAAGUGUUAGGUCUGCUCCGGGCGGCUUCAGGCAAAGCGAGGUUGCUUGCUACACAGAAAAUGCAACAGUUUGAAGGUCUUUGCUACAAUAAUAUUAAUGAGCGAGGCGACGAGCAAUUCCCGACCACGUUGGAAGACCUGCAAGGGUUCUGGGACAUGGUGUUAUUGCAAGUCAGAAAUGUGGAUGCCUUGUAUGCCCACUUGGAUACUCUUAGGGAUAAUAACUGGCAGGAGGUUUCAUCACCAAUAACCAAGCCGCCAACAUCAUCUUCACCCGCUAGAGGCAAAGUUGUUCGGACUCCUCAAGUUAAGAAUGAAAAGGCCAGGCUCGCUGCUGAAAAGAGAGAAGCGGAUAGGAAAGCCAUGCUGGAACAUCGCAGACGUGUAGCCCGCGAACGACAGUUGGCUGCGCGUGCGUCGAUGCCGGGACAAAGUAAGGAGACAGAUAACAACAUGGGAGUGGAGGGCAGUCAGGAGGUCGAAAUAUUUGUGGGCAAAAGUGCUCCGAAAGUGGCGCCACAAGGUGACUGUGCCAGUAUGGCGAAUUCCGAUGACUCAAUUGCCCAAAGCUGA
Messenger RNA from Leptosia nina, 3624 nucleotides. The record is from the annotation of a GenBank genome assembly. NCBI's taxonomy places the organism in Eukaryota, Metazoa, Arthropoda, Insecta, Lepidoptera, Pieridae.